Molecule: messenger RNA, 1995 nt
Organism: Osmia bicornis bicornis
Lineage: Eukaryota; Metazoa; Arthropoda; Insecta; Hymenoptera; Megachilidae
Product: LETM1 domain-containing protein 1
Exons: 3
Coding region: 735-1781 (348 amino acids)
Biological process (GO): intracellular monoatomic cation homeostasis
Cellular component (GO): mitochondrial inner membrane
Molecular function (GO): ribosome binding
Source: RefSeq, a predicted model, not a curated record
AUUAUAUUAUUUUAUCGAUUCGUCGAUGCUGCUGCCACGUGCUUUGGCGGCUUGAACAUCGAGCCGAUAACGUAGAAAUGACGAGAGCAGCCGAACUCUGCCAAACCCGCAGAGCUCACACGGACACGUGGAACAACGCGCUUGUGUUAGAUGAAACAACGGCGAUAGGGGAGUCACUGGGACGUCGUGGAACGUCUUGGAGAGGGUAAAAAUUUGUCCCACGUCCCACGGUUCUGGCAUCACUAGUCCACAUGGUCCACACUGGUCCCACGUCCCACGGUUCUGACAUCACUGUUCCUAAAACUAUUAUGAGUCAUUUUUGCGAAUUACGCUUAGUGAUUAGUGUUAUUUUUAUAAUAAAUCCUUGAUUUUUACUAUAAGUGAUGCAUUAGGCUUGACAAAAUAAUAGUACUUGAAAGCAAAUAAGAUUUUGUAUGUAAUUGAAGGUGUAUAGCAUUUGUAACUUAACAUAUUAAAAUUCAUUUGAAAAAUAAAUAAUUACUUUGCUUAUGUUUUUGAUAUUUUGAUAUUAAAAACAAUAUUAAUACUAAUUUAGUGUUAAACAUAUAAUACUAUUAAGGAAACAGUAUAAACAAACACAUAAUAUUCCUACACUGUUCUUUCAGUAACAUUAUGAAUCAUAGUUAACCAAAUACUAUAAUAAUAGUUUGAAGAGGAAUUAAAUACUAAUAAUAAUACAUUUAAUAGGAUGAUAUGAUACAAAGAAAAUCAUAAUGAUACAUAAAUUAGUACGUCAAAAAUGUAUUUUUCAAAACAAAAAGAAUUUACCUUUUAUACAUACUAGUAUACAAAAUCAACUACAACAGGGAAGAAACACAGAAAAAAAUAAAGUAUCUAACAUCAAGAAGUAUUGGUUUGAUAGAUAUAUAAAUUACAUUAAGAAUUAUGAACAAGUAUUGGAGAGAAACUUUCCACGAACGAUGCAUGUUUAUCGUAUAUUCAGUAUUGGAACCAAAGAUUUUAUUAAUGAUGUAAAGAAAUAUAUUUUGAUAUUGAAAAAGCAAGCCACUUCUGAUGCAAACAGUUUAACUGUUGAGGAAUUACGGUUGAGUUAUACAAUGCCAAAAGAUUUAAUAAAAAUUUGCCCUGUUUUGUUAAUAUCAGCUGUUCCUUUUACAAAUUAUGUAAUUUUUCCUUUGGCAUAUUAUUUUCCAAGACAUCUUCUAACUUACCAUUAUUGGACAUUACAACAAAGGCUUGAGUUUAUGCUAUUGGACCAUAAGAGACGAUUAAAACACAACAGACCAUUAUUCAGAUGCAUGCAAGCAGAACUUAAUAAUAUUCAAAAUCAAACAUUGAGAGUAAAAUGGAAUGGUAUUAUUGCAUGCCUUGGUAGUGGCACACAUCCUAAUGUGAAAGAUAUUAUUGCUUGCUCCGAAUUAUUUGCUGGUCAUCCAUAUUCGCUAAAUAAUCUUAAAAGGAAACACAUAAAAGAAUUACUUGGUAUUCAUGAUAUAUCCUCUUGGAGACUUUUUAAAAUACAGAAACUUAUAGAAAGAGGUAUGCUAAUAAAACGAAUGGAUCAAGCUAUACAAAAAGAGGGUGGAAGUAUAAAGUUGCCAAAUGAUGAAAUACGCUGGGCACUUUCAUUUAGGGGCCUGAAUCCUGCAAAUAUGUCAUUAAAAAGCAUGAGAAAUUGGCUUGACCAGUGGUGUAUUAUAUCAAACACUGUUAAUGAAAACACGAUUUCACUGUUAUUACACAGUCCAAUAUUAUUGGCAUACAAUCAUCCCACUAACUGGAUCCUUAUAUACAAUUAAAAUAUUCUCAAAAAUUUGUCACUCUUUGGUUGUAAAAAGAUGUAUAAAGGUAUUAUAACAAUUCAAUAUUUAAGUAGCAAUUUAUGUUCAAAAUGUUUGUACAAAUUGCUUCAUCUGACCACGUUUAACUUUAUAUACUAUGCUGUAAAUAUUGUGUGUAUACAUGUGAAAAGACAAAGAAAUAUAGGAAAUUUUCAUCAUUUUCUGAUAACAC